This is a messenger RNA of Dicrocoelium dendriticum, 1535 nucleotides long. The record is from the annotation of a GenBank genome assembly. NCBI's taxonomy places the organism in Eukaryota, Metazoa, Platyhelminthes, Trematoda, Plagiorchiida, Dicrocoeliidae.
UGCAGCUUUAUAUAUGAGCCACUUUUUCUCUACGAUCGCACAUUGCCGUAUACCGGACAAGAUUCAAAAGUUCGGCCAUUUCCUCGUACUCGAUUUUGAAGCAACUUGUGCUAGAAAUGUCAAGCUCAUGCCACAAGAAAUAAUAGAAUUCCCGGUAAUCAAAGUGAAUAGCCGGAGCUUAGUUUCAGAAAGUGAAUUUCAUGUGUACGUUCAGCCCCAAGUUCAUCCUGAGUUGACAGACUUUUGCACAGAGCUGACUGGCAUCAUUCAAGAUAUGGUCGAAAACCAACCAACGCUUGCUCAAGCUUUGAAGCUAUUUGAUAACUACUUAAUGAAGGAGAAUUUGAAAACGGAUGGAAGCUUGUUCGCCUUCGUCACUUGCGGUGAUUGGGACUUAAAAUCCAUGUUACCUUCUCAAUGCGAUAACCUCAGAAUCCCGGUGCCAAGCUAUUUCAGGCGGUGGAUUAACCUGAAACUGGUCUUUACCGAGGUGAUGGGGAUGUUUCCAGUCAGCUUGUACCACAUGAUGUCCACUCUGAGAUUACCACAUCGAGGGCGGCUCCACAGUGGAAUAGGAUGUUGCCAAUCGUUGGGAUGCACCGUGACUCCACAACCGUCUCCUCAACAUUUGGUAUGUCAACGUUCCAAAGUAUACAGCGAUGAGUGGGUUGCAAAUGUCACUUCCACCUAGUCGGCUGCUCACCAACUUCACGGAUGUAUUCUUGGCUUCCGCUGCAUCUGCCCUCUCUGAGUAUUAUCGCAGAUGUACAGUCGCCGCCAUAUGACGCACGCAAUAUUGCUGCCGUCCUUUGUGAACUAAUAAGACGCGGCGCCGUGCCCGAUAUCACCUCAUCACUGUCCUCGUGAUCUGUGGCAGUAAAACGUCCACACGCGACCUCCGACCUACUUGUAUAGCUUGAACAACUAUUCUCCAGAUUGUUAUUGUCCUUCCUUCGUUUACACGGUUCUUCGCUAUGACCUUCUGAACAUGCCUGACUAUCUCUUAGUUGUCACUUAUCUUAUUGCCUCAGACAUGCUCCAUAGGAACUGUGUUUACAAGAGCAAUGAGGUGAACACUUAUGCUACAGUUCACUUAUUCCCAACUGACUUCGUUCACAGCUUUUGUCUUUGUUUGAUGCGUUAUUUCAAUUGGUGUCUGACACUAGUGAGUCACGGAUUUAUGUUCUGCGCAGAAGGAUUCUCUUCAUCAGCAGACAGAACAACGACACCAUCCUUUGACACUAUUUCAUACAUUUACUUUUCAAUUUGGAUGAGGCUAAAAUUCCUUUUGACCGUAAAACUAUGACAUACAGCGUAUUCUCCCCGUCACAAACUCAGCUCCAUAUGACUGCGGCCUACACCAGAUGACCAUGUCACAAAGCUGUUUCCUCUAAUUCAUCUUUGGCAAUUGAAUUGUGUCUUUAGGGUAAAAGAUGGAGUUUGAUCAUAGUAAGCUCCAUUGUUGGGCAACCUGAUUUGAUGAAGCUUUGUGUCAAAGCGAAACCUUGUCUAAUUAAUACACCAAUCGAUUGCUG